Lithohypha guttulata is the source of this 3639-nucleotide messenger RNA. RefSeq lists its product as uncharacterized. The transcript has a single exon. The record is from RefSeq and is a predicted model, not a curated record. The coding region runs from base 1 to 3639 and encodes 1212 amino acids. Lineage: Eukaryota; Fungi; Ascomycota; Eurotiomycetes; Chaetothyriales; Trichomeriaceae.
AUGGCUCAUCGUGGAGCCAUGCACGCCCGCAAUGAUUCCGGAGUAUCAGUAAACUCCUUCAUCAUCCGUGACAAUCCACCUUCUCCUACUCUGACCAACCCGGACAUGAUUGUGCCUAUUCCGCCCUGGGCACGCAGGCCGGCUGUUGGCGACGAUGAUGACCAGGGACCACAUCCUCUACUCGAACCCGAACACGAUACUCUGACCCAGACUUUGUCCAACAGCACGACUUCUACACCACGACAUAGCACAGGAGAGCUUGGAGUCGCAACCGCUGUUCUCAUGCCCAGCCGCCUCACUGCUCCUCUCCCUACCUCAAUACACCCUCACGGCUCGGCGACCCAAGUCGCCAUGUACACAGGUUAUGAACAUGGUGCACCCUUGAGCGAUAUCUACGAGGAGAGUGAAGCCACGGCCACACCUAGGUCUAGCCGGACUGUGCGUAAUCACCAGGAACAACCUCAAAGUCCCACACCGGCAGAAAGAGACAGGUCUACGACACCCACGCGGCCAUCUUUACGACACAAGAAGAGGGUGAGUUCGCUCAGCACGAGCUCCAGCGGCGGAAGCGAUGUAGGGGACUGGGAGAAUUUUGAUUCCAGUAUGGUCUUGUCGAGUCGUGUCGCAGCUGAUCUGGCACAAAUGAAAAGAGACGAUAUGCUUGAGAUUGAACCGCAGGAAGUAACGAGCAGACGACAGAGCAGAGAGGAGGAGGAAUUGGCUGCGCUUAAUGCGCGUGCAGAAAAGAUCCUGGAAAAUGCUCGGAAGAGGUUGACAAACAUGGAGGACAAUCUGAAAGUCGCAAGAAACUCAAUAAUAAUGCCUCAACGGUCUCCCAAUCUAGGUGGAGAGCACCAGCCAGUGGGAGGAUUGUACAGGAGCAUAUCUGCCGCAGGUGCGACAAAGCUGGCAAAGAACAGGCAGAUCGUUCCAAUCAGGACAAGUGCAAGUCUGCAGCAUCUAAGAGGCAACAGCGAGACUGGCAUAUCGAGCACAAACAAGCGUUUCUCAAGGCUCGAAGAGAGGUCAGCGAGCGCACUGGAGUAUGGCAGUCCCAUGCGUUAUAGCCUGUUUCCGGACACCAGCCAGACCACACCCAGUAAAACACAACCAAGUCCAUCAAGCUCAAGAAGUUUUAACUCACCACUGCGCCCACUGCAGGAGGAAGAGAAAGCCAGCCCGAGCACUGCUGAGACAACUCCUGAGAGUAUGAGGGUGCCAACCAUGAGAGGUCUAGGCAUACAUAGAGCCGCCACCGUGAGUAGAGAGCAUCUAGCAACGCCUGUAGAGCAAUCAGCGCCACGGCAGCAACAAACCCCUCCGCAACUUCUUCGCUCCACAAGCUCGGGAAGCACCAAGUCAGCUAAGGAACUGAAGGAGCAGAUGAUCGAUCUCAAAUCACGGAUAGCAGAUUUGAGGUCAAAGGCAAAAGCCGAUCACUUAAGGAGAAGGAGUCUACAAAGUAACAGGAGUCCGAGCCCACUAGCAAAUGCUGAACAGUGGUACGCAGGGUCGCCAGCAUACAAAGAGUCUGGUAGUCCGCUCCACGCCAGUGCUGGUGUAGGCGGGGAGACCCCAGCUUCCCCUGUUGUGCCGCAGGAUGAAGCAGAGCUCUACGACGAACAGAUGGGAGUUGCUCCUGAGACUCCUGCUGAUUCACGUUUCUUGGACAUUGGCAGGAUGACUCCUGAUACUGAAGCUCGCAUGCUUAGCUCAGCAAGGACUGAUAGAAACACACCUUCCCUGGUCCGAAAGAGAUCGGACUUUACCAACGGACACGAAAACAACGACUCGCAGAACGGUGAUUCGCCCAUCAGACAACAUUCAAUAAGCGAAUAUUCGGACGGGCAGGACUAUGCCGAGAACGAAGGGAACAGUACAGGCCAGAUCGCCGAAAACGAAGAGGAACAGAUAUACCUCAAUGAAGUGCUAGAAGAAUCACUUCGCGAAGCAGAAGUCGAGCCAGAGGUUCCUCCUAUCCCUAGUUCCUACUUCGGCAAUGCGGAGGGCGAUGGUACGUUUGAGAAUACAGCAGCUGAAAGACAUGAAGAUCGUCUGGAUGCAUUUGACUACGAGAACAUGUUCCUCCAUAGUGCUAUGGGCACGUAUACCGGCAAGAGCAUAAAUGGUAGCGAUAGCGGAAGCGACGAACAGAGCGACGACGAUCGAAGCGUCGAGACGAGCCGAGCUGGUGCACGUACGCCCGUCGAUGUAUCGAGUGCGGAUGAUGAGCCUGAAAUUAGUGAAGGCCUAAACGAUGUGGAUGAGAACGAGCCUGAAUUUAGGAGAUCAUUGGUUGGAUCUAACUACAUCCCUCAGAGUCAAGUGAGGAGUCCUCUCGGAGUCGAUUUACCUGCGCCACCGAUGCCACGAAUACAUACUAGGAGUAAAAGCAUGGACUCGGUGAGCACGUCGGCGACUUUUGAGACAGCUACAGAAGGGGAAGAGUACGAUGAGACACCAAAUGAGAUAUUCAAUUGGGAUCCUGUCCCGAGCAGUAGCCUAGGCUAUUCUCCAACGUCUCAUGCAGCGUACCGUACUGCUCAAAACACUCCAGCACGCAGUCGAUAUGGUUUCUCAUCUCCACAGGGUGGAGGACGGAGCACGCCUAUAGCAACCAAAUCGCCAAACGGCCGAUCGCCUCUGCGACCACGACAAGGGGAGCACUUUGAGCCAAUUUACGAUCACAAAAAAGCGUCUGCAUCACCAGGGAUCGGGUUGGGUGUCAUGGGAGGCGAAAAUGCUCAAUACAUUAAUGACAAUGGCGUGCCACAACGGUUCCAGGGCAAACAAACACCAUCUCCUGGUCAUUCGCGACAGUCUUCGAUGGCGACUCCGGGGCCAUCGUCCAUGAGACCAGAAUCCCAAGCCACGGUUACGGCAGCUUCGCCAGCAAAGGGACCAGGCCACAAACGCCUCCUUUCAGCAUCUCGAAUCCAUGGCGUACCACCUCUUCUGUCAUCGUCAAACAACAAGGGCAGUCCGAUCCUCGUCACAAUAGCUGCAAGCCCGCAACGUAAAGUUGUGAUUAACCGCAGCUUGCAACAGCCCGAGUCCUAUAUACUUGAACCGCACACUGUAGACUCAUCAACCAUGCCGCCGGAUGGUUCACUUCCUCCCCCGCCUACUAGUUCGACUGUACUGCAAGCACAAAUGGCCAGCCCGGAAAGGAUAGACAGUGGCACAAGCAAGAUCCGACGGUCUCACUCUUUGCCAAAACGUACUGCAGCACAGUAUCAGCAGCAACCACUACCACUACAACAGACACAAGCGCAACCACAGACUACCUGGAACGACACAGCGUCCUCAGCAGCAGCUCAGCCUAUACCGAACGUCGAAAUCUUGAUGGAAAGCCUGAUCAAAUUGGCCGAUCCAUCCUUCACGCUUGCGCCCGGUAUACGAUUCGACGAGGUGGACAAGAACCUUGUGCUAGGACUGCUGGGUGCGGUUGGUGGAGUGUGCAACUCGGUCCUAACAGCCAGCAUUCAGUCAGGCAGUCCAGCCAUGGGCAGGAUCCAGGCUGGAGAGACAGUUGACAAAUUACGAAGACGGCUUGAGGCAGCUGCACAUGUGCUGGAAGGGCGAGAUGAGGGCCGAACCAGCGUGAGUCGUCAAGGAUUGAGGAUUAAGGAGAUUUGA